AUGGUCUCUGAUAUACUUCAAACUUUAGAGCUUUUGGGAGCUUUACCACUUGAUGUAGUUAAUUCUGUGGUUUUUACGCUUCUUCACGCAACUUCAACACAUCCACAAGCAUCUAAAUAUUCUUUUGACGCAAUUUCUUCAUUAGUUCGAGAAAACAAAAAUAUUAAUAGUGAUAAUUUUAAUGAAUGCGUCGAACUGCUGGCCGAAUUUGCAUCUGCUGCAUCAUCUGCAUUAGAACAGGAUUCACCUCACGAGUCUUAUAUGCGAACACCAAGAACUCGUAUAUCCAAAAC
Molecule: messenger RNA, 293 nt
Organism: Racocetra fulgida
Lineage: Eukaryota; Fungi; Glomeromycota; Glomeromycetes; Diversisporales; Gigasporaceae
Source: the annotation of a GenBank genome assembly